This is a messenger RNA of Salpingoeca rosetta, 1686 nucleotides long. RefSeq lists its product as uncharacterized. The record is from RefSeq and is a predicted model, not a curated record. Lineage: Eukaryota; Choanoflagellata; Craspedida; Salpingoecidae. The transcript is spliced from 8 exons. Gene Ontology annotation, biological process: carbohydrate metabolic process. Bases 1 to 1686 code for a protein of 561 amino acids. Gene Ontology annotation, molecular function: hydrolase activity, hydrolyzing O-glycosyl compounds.
AUGCGUGCAACGGCAGUGACAGCGCUGCUGUUUGUGGUUGGUGGCAGUGUGCUGUGUGCUGCUGUUCAGCCGCCGUGGCGAGCGUCUUCCAAGCUCACGUCCAUUGCACCAAGAUCAAGGUUACAAGCGCGGGCGCUCGCUGUCAUGUGCUCGUACGUGAGCAUCAACGGCGUGCCCUCGUGUGCGAACAACAUGCUGCUCAACGACAUUACGACGAUGCGAUUUGCAAACAUGGUCGACACCAACACGUACGCCCGCGACCCCGUCGAUGACGUCGCGAAAACGCUGAACCGCGGCGCGGAUACGGAGUUCAGGGAGACAUACUUCACCACAAACGGCUGCUUGGAGCAGGUUGUGCAGCAGAACCGCACAACAGUCCACACGGUGCACAACGCCUUGUGGCAGGCAUCGAUGAGUGCACGGCCUGCGGACCCAACCCUCACCUCCAGUAACGGCCGCUGCAUCAGCGAGUGCCCCGACGACGGCAAGUAUAAGCUCGGCCAACGGGUGUGCCGAAUGCCACUCCACCAGACGCCACCGACUGCCUCAACCUCUGCGACGGCAACCUCACCAGUCGUGCAUUGCCGAUUGCCCUCUCGAUUACUUCUACGCCAAGGACCACCGCUUCGUGCCAUGCACCAUGUGUGGCAUGGGCACCUGGGCCUCCACCCCAUGCUCCGUGUCCUCCGACGCCAUGUGCUCUCCCUGGACCGAGUGCAAGCCAGGCCCAGAAGGAGUUCGUCUGUCUCUGGCAGUGCCGUGCGCGACCGCUCGUGCGUGAGCUGCACCCUCGGCAUGGAGUACCAGCCGCUGCCGGACCGCGCCUCGUGCUUCCCCACCAGCGUGUGCGAGGAGCCCUUCAUCGAGACCAUCCCGUCCACGCUCACCACGGACCGCCUCUGCUCCUGCGACACGCUCACCUGCAACAAGCUCAUCACGCAGCUGUUUGAGGAGAUGGUGUGCGCCGAGGCCAUGGACGAGCAGCUCGACGUGGUGCUUGACGUGUGCUGUUCCGGCCAGGGCGAGGAUGGCAUCCGCGACACCAUUCGCCAGAUGGAUGCCGACGAGGCACGCCGCUCCUGCCCAGGCUGCACAGACACGUGCGAGUGCAGCGCAGGCUUCAUCCUCGUCUACGACGCCGAUUCGGCCGACUGUCGGCCGUGCGACAGCGUGACGGACAAGUGCGCACCCAUUGAGGAGUACGAGCGCGGCCAGGAGGAGAUGUCCGCGCCAACCCGCUGUUCCUUGGACCGCGUGUGCCGCGACUGCCCGGCCGGCACCAGUGACGGCUCCACGGCUUCACCCGCCGCGCAGGCACCAACGACCACCACGACAGCGAUCCCGCCACCCACGCCGUGCAAGGAUGUCACAGAGUGCGCGCCCGGGUCUGAGGAGGUGCAGGGCGUGACCCACCUCAUCAGCGACCGUGUCUGCGACAAGUGCCCUAAGGGCACGUACAAGGCCGUUUCUGGCCAGGGCGUGCCCUGUCUCCCCGUCACCACUGAUCGCGUGUGCAGCCAGUGCGAGCUUGGUGCCACCUUCAAGCCCGUCGACGGCCAGGCCGAGUCGUGCCGCCCCGUCACGCAGUGCGAUGAGGAUGAGGAAGGGAUUCGCUUUGCGAGCCCACGCGCCAGCACGGCCGCCUCUGCCGCAACGCACAUUGGCACGGGGCAGGCACAGGAGUAG